AUGGCAAAAGUCAAGGCCCAAAAACGGCCUGGGAAAACCGGUCAGAGCCACCUUCGAGCCCGGAUUGCAUUCUUAUACAAAGCGUCGACUUAUCUUCAAUCUGCGUCUCUAUCGAAAACUUCUGCAGACAAGAAGCCUAAUCAUGCUGGGGGCCAUGGAGCUCAUGCCCUAUUACAAGAACACGAUGAAGAGCCAACUUCGCAACCACUGUGUGGUAACAAGGUUGCCAGUGAUAGCAAAAACUCAACGACUGACAACGCAUUCUUCUCUCCAAACCACUUGCGGGAACAACAACCGACACAUCAUGUUCCGGUCUCAAAGCUCUCUCGCAAUUUAGCUUCCCAGAUGCGCGGAGUAUCUCUCAAGUCGCAACUGCGACUACCUCACGACAUCAAGAGAUCGAUCUGCAAAGUAUGCGACUCGCUGCUGAUUCCCAACGCGACCUGUGUGGAAACGGUGGAGAAUGCCAGCCGUGGAGGGUCGAAGAAGAAGCCAUGGGCUGACGUUCGCGUGGUUAGCUGCAAUAGCUGCGGCGCUAUAAAACGGUUCCCACAGACUAAAAAAACAAGAAGCAAAAAGCUUGCGGAGCCCAAGAAGCGGUUGAAGGCCGGGGCAGGAUGA
Messenger RNA from Histoplasma mississippiense, 621 nucleotides. RefSeq lists its product with no specific name. Gene Ontology annotation, biological process: tRNA processing. The transcript has a single exon. Lineage: Eukaryota; Fungi; Ascomycota; Eurotiomycetes; Onygenales; Ajellomycetaceae. The record is from RefSeq and is a predicted model, not a curated record. The coding region runs from base 1 to 621 and encodes 206 amino acids. Gene Ontology annotation, cellular component: nucleolar ribonuclease P complex.